AUGUAUUCUAACAGUGAUCUUGUCAGGAAGAUUCUUCGUUCACUACCACGCACUUGGGAGGCCAAAGUGACAGCAAUACAAGAAGCCAAGGACCUCAGCAUCCUUCCUCUAGAGGAGCUUCUCGGAUCCUUGAUGACUCAUGAACUCACCAUGAACCAACAUCUUGAGGAUGAGAGUCAGAAGAGAAAAGGAAUAGCAUUUAAGGCUUCUACCCAAAAGGAAUGUAAUGAGAGUAGUGAUGAAGGAGAAGAUGAGAGUGAGAAUGAUGACAUUGCCCUUUUCGCAAAAAAAUUCAGUAAGUUUAUGAGGAGAAGGAAGAUGAACUUCAAAAGGAAUCCCAUAACAAGAAGUGAGGCAGAAAAGGAUAAGGAGAAAGGAAAAGAUUCCUUAGUGUGCUAUGAGUGUAAGAGACCCGGACAUUUUAGACUAGAUUGUCCGCUCUUGAAGAAAUCGCAAAAGAAAACGAAGAAGGCAUUUGUUGCUAUGUGGGGAGAUAGCGAUGAAUCCUCAUCUGAAGAAGAACCCCAAGAAGUAGCCAACAUUUGCCUUGUGCCUCAAGACAAUGAGAUAAGUCCUAAUGCAUCACCAAGUUUUACUUUUGAUGAAUUAUAUGAAGCUUUCAAUGAGCUAGUCAGAGAUUAUAAGAAGCUUGGCAUGAAAAAUAAGGACUUAAGAACUGAAAACAAAAUUCUAAAUGAAUUAUCUGAAAAAUACAAUGAAGAAAAACAGUCCUUAACCAAUGAGAUGCAAAUGUUGAAUUCUGAAAAUCAGAAGAAAGUCAAACAAAAUGAAGAGCUGCUAAAUGAGAACCAAAACCUUAAAAAAGAAGUUGAUAAGUAUAAGUUAAUUGUAAAUAAGUUCACUGGCAGUUCUGAAAGAUUAGAUAUGAUUUUAAAUAGUCAAAGAGCUGUUUUCAAUAAAGCCGGACUUGGAUUUAGGCCUAAAAAGGAACAAAAACUUCUAAAGAAUUUUUUUGUCAAAGCCACAAAAACUGAAGCUAUUCAAUCUACAUAUUUUUGUUGCGGUAAACCCAGGCAUAAAUCUUAUAUGUGCAACUAUAGACAAACAUUAAAAAAGGGUAACUUAAAGAAAAUUUGGAUUCCAAAAGAAACUGCUCACACUAACUAUGAAGGACCCAAGAAGACUUGGGUACCUAAAGCCCUUUGA
Messenger RNA from Phoenix dactylifera (date palm), 1167 nucleotides. The record is from RefSeq and is a predicted model, not a curated record. NCBI's taxonomy places the organism in Eukaryota, Viridiplantae, Streptophyta, Magnoliopsida, Arecales, Arecaceae.